CCAGCUGUAAGAUGUGCCCGGCUGGGUUCUACUGCCAGACAACACAGCUGGGGGGCAGCGUCGUACCCAAGCUGUGUCCUGCCGGUCACUUCUGCCCACCGGGAAGCAAGAAUGGAUCGAAGCAAAGAUGCCGACGUGGUACAUACAGCCCAGACCAGCAACUGGCAUCUCAAGAGGAGUGCCGGCCGUGCCCUGCUGGAUUCUACUGCGCGGUGGAAGGCCUUACAGAACCGUCCGGGCGCUGUCUGCCUGGGUAUUGGUGCAUCUGGGGUGCCCAGGUCUCAAAUCCGACCGAUGGCGUAACAGGCGCCGUGUGUCCGGCCGGGAGGUUUUGCGAGGACGGAGACGUGUCAGGUGACUGCCGGGCUGGAUACUUCUGCGAUGUCCGAUCGUUCCGCCAUGACCAAGCAAUCUGUCCACCUGGAUUUUAUUGCCCUGAGGGGACACCGUCUCCUGUGCCCUGUGACAGUGGGACCUAUGCUCCUCUCAGCGGCAACGUGUCACCGGAGGACUGCCGGCCGUGCCUGUCUGGUCACUUCUGCAAUGGUACGGGGCAGGAAGUCUGGCAAGGUCUGUGCUCCACUGGAUUUUAUUGCCCUCCUGGACAGAUCUCCCCCCGGCCCUCCGCUCACCGAUGUCCAAGUGGCUUCUUUUGCCCUGCGGGGUCUCCAGCUCCGGUUCCCUGUGAAAGUGGAACCUACCAGGCUUUGGAGGGAAGAGAGAGGUGUAACACUUGUCCUACAGGGUUUUACUGUGACCCCGAUCCUGACAGUUCUGGAGUAUCAAUGCCAGCUCUCUGCCCGGCUGGGCACUACUGCCCAUCGAGCACCAGUUUCAUCUCUGUGCUUCCAUGCCCGGCUGGAACAUAUGGACCCAAGACUGGAGCUUCAAGUAAAUCUGACUGUGAGGCCUGCCCAGCAGGAAUGUACUGCUCAUCCGAGGGGCUGCACAAGCCCACAGGCUACUGCUAUGCCGGAUACUACUGUUCCCAGGGGGCUGUGACCCCGAUGCCAAUAACUCCACGGGUGCCGUUUGAUGUACAAUUCCCACAGAACGAUAUCUGCCCAGCUGGCCACUUUUGCCCUAAUGGAACCCGGUCGCCAGUUCCUUGCCCUCCGGGGUCAUACUCUAUGGCUGCAGGCCUCAGUGCCCAAGAGGAGUGCCAGCCUUGCCCACCAGGACAUUACUGUGCCCAGCCUGGACUGUCCGACCCAUCCCAGGCAUUGCCGUGCUCCGCAGGGUAUGUCUGUAAGGAAGGCAGCUCCGUCUCCUGCCCCUCAGAUGACGUUCACGGCUACCGUUGUCCGGCUGGAUUUUACUGCCCCAGCGGCACAAGUAUCAAGAUCCCUUGUGAUCCUGGGACAUAUAGCCCUAUGCCUGGGGCAAGUAUAUGCCUGCCCUGCCCUGCUGGGAGUAGCUGCCUGCAUGUGUCCACGGUGGAGCCGCUCAGCUGCCCCCGAGGUAGUUACUGUCCAGCUAUGACCGCAGCACCUAUUCCGUGUCCGGCCGGCACUUUCAAUCCUCUAGAAGGGGCGCUGACGUCUGCCUCCUGCAAGAGGUGUCCGGCAGGGAGAUACUGCCAUGGGGAGGCCAACUGGGAGCCUGACGGGCUGUGCUCUGCCGGCUACUACUGUGAAGGAGAAGCUGCAGACGCCAUCCCCCAGAAGACUUCUCUCUUCCCGCUGAACGGCCCCUGUCCUGCUGGUCAUUACUGCCCGGAGGGAACACGCAAUCCCAAGCCUUGCCCUGUCGGCACUUUGAAAAACACAACAGGGUCACUUCUGCACUGCUGGGUCGCCCCACCCCACCCCCUGCCCCACUGGGCAGUUCCAGCCAAACACUGGCUCUGAUUCCUGCAUCCCUUGCCAGCCGGGAUUCUACUGUCGGGAAGCAGUGGCCGGGCACCCACAGCUCUGCCCACCCCACUCCUACUGCCCUGCAGGGGCGCUCUUUCCAUUACCUUGCCCAAAUGGGACCUUCACCCCUGUGGAAAUGAGUGGUCUACGAGAAAAGGGAGACUGCAUGCCCUGUCCUCCAGGCCAGUAUUGCAGGGGAGGUAAGCUGCAGGGGCCCUGUGCAGCCGGUCACUUCUGCCUGUCCGGCAGCUCGGAGUACACGCCCUACGUGCAGAACUUCAGCCGCAGCUUCCCGACGGAGUGUCACUGGGGACAGAUGUGUGCCGGGAUCUGCCCGCCUGGUUUCUAUUGUGAAGAGGGCACCGUGUUGCCGAAACCAUGCCCUGCAAACACAGUGAGGGGUUCCCCGGGAGGCAGGCAGCGGGAGGACUGUGGGCCGUGCCCGUUGGGACACUGGUGCAUAGAAGGGAACCCUGUACCCAUGCCGUGCCCUUCUGGCCAUUUCUGCACUGGAAGGAAUCAGACCGAUGCCAGUCACACAGCAGGACCACAGGAGUGCCCUGUUCAUACCUACCGUACUCUUCCAGGGGCAGAAAGAGAAGGAGACUGCCAGAUCUGUCCCCCUGGCUAUUUCUGCAGAA
Molecule: messenger RNA, 2497 nt
Organism: Pseudophryne corroboree (corroboree frog)
Lineage: Eukaryota; Metazoa; Chordata; Amphibia; Anura; Myobatrachidae
Product: multiple epidermal growth factor-like domains protein 11
Exons: 15
Coding region: 12-1850 (612 amino acids)
Source: RefSeq, a predicted model, not a curated record